AUGCUCUCCUUGUUGCGUUCACGUUCUACCGCUGGCAAGAAGAACGACGCUGCAGUGAAGCCUCCCGCCGACAAGCAAGAGACGACCAGCACUCCGGCCAUCCCGCAAGUUGACAGUGCGCAGUCACCGGACGCCGCCACCAGCCCCGCGCCUCCUGCAGACAGUGCAGCCGCCCUUGCCCCUCCCUCUGACAGCGCGUCUUCAUCUGCUCCUGGAUCUACCGCAGGCAGCGCUGGUCACCAGCCGCCGGUCACGACGCCUCCUCCACGCGCAGCGAGACGGCUCUCAUGGCGGCCCUUCGCUCAGCCGGCUAGCAGUAACGGCGAUGGUCAACCUGCAAAGGCAACCCCCAAAGCAAACAAACCUGCAGACCCUGCAGGCCGCCCCGUCGUGCGCACGCGCUCAGACAAGAAAGCGCAGGAGUCCGCACUGCUCGUGCGCGAGCUCAUCGUCGGCCCGUCGUCUAGGGCACCCACCAAGGUCAAGUCGAAGGCGCACUCAAGCGCCGAAAUCGAGAAGGUGAAGGCCCAACUGGCGAGGCCCAAGACCGCAAGCAAGGUAAUUGCGCAGCUCCGGCAGCUGUCGUCGUCAGACGAGCCGGGACCCAUCCACGCUGUCUGCCUCUCGUACACAGACGCGGAGGCGCAUGACCACCACUUUUCCCGGCUCGCGGCGGACAAGACGGCAGCUUCCGAGGGUGCGCAAGGUGCUGAGGCUGGUACAGCGACGACUACUUUACGGUCCAUGUCCGUCCAUGUUCACACCAAGACGACGGAAGCGGAGGUCUGCAGCGUAGCGAAUGCGUCUAUCACUACCCUCCAGACGGUCUUCUCGGGAGUCAACCUCGUCAGUCUGAUCACUACGCCGGACUUGGGCCUUGGCGGUCCACCAGAUGGACCGGGAAUCCUCAGCGGGGCAUUGCCAACGGCGCAGGCCGUCAUCCAAGGCGUUGAACACAUUACGCCCCAGCUCAUGGCACUUGGGUAUGCAACGGGCAAGGCGGUAAUGCCUGACCACGCUGGCAUAUACCCUCCAACCGAUAGGAUGUCAGUCAUUACUUAUUGGUGGGGUUUUGAAGUUGCCAUGCCUGCGGCGUCCUUGCAUUACCUCGAUAACGUGCCGUCGGUAGCGCACGCCGUCGUGAACUUCUUGACGGCGCUCUCCGUGGCGGAGGGCGGUGUGCGCGAGAUCAUGCCCUUUGUGCGGUACAUCUCGCAGUUCGUUGAUACCGAGUACAACAUGAUCAAGCAACAGAAUGAAGGGCAGGGCGUCGUCUGCGCCGCGACAUGGAUCAUGCCCGUCGCCCUCGUACCACGCCCAUGGGACUUUCCGCAGCCUCCUCCGAAGACCGCAGACCCAGCGGCUUCGGGCGACGAAAAUCCCGAUGCUGGCCCGACAUCUGUGCCCAUCUUGGUCACACCGCACGGUGCGUCGUCGACCGCCAACCCGGAGGGCUUGCAGAAUCUCCCUGAGGUCAAGGUUACUCCACCCACACCCCCCGCGUCGCAGACGUUGAAGAGUAGCACGGAGACAGAUCAUCCCUCCGUUACUUCUGCUGCCGCAGAGACCCCCGCGUCGUGA
Molecule: messenger RNA, 1581 nt
Organism: Fomitopsis serialis
Lineage: Eukaryota; Fungi; Basidiomycota; Agaricomycetes; Polyporales; Fomitopsidaceae
Exons: 6
Coding region: 1-1581 (526 amino acids)
Source: RefSeq, a predicted model, not a curated record